Messenger RNA from Oncorhynchus keta (chum salmon), 1073 nucleotides. RefSeq names its product acetylserotonin O-methyltransferase-like. The record is from RefSeq and is a predicted model, not a curated record. Lineage: Eukaryota; Metazoa; Chordata; Actinopteri; Salmoniformes; Salmonidae. The transcript has 6 exons. The annotation marks the transcript as partial. Gene Ontology annotation, molecular function: O-methyltransferase activity.
AUUGUCUGUAAUUAGUCUCCUACUUGAAGGCUACUGUCUGUAAUUAUGCUCCUACUUGUAGACUAUUGUCUGUAAUUAGUCUUAAUUUACUCCCACUUUAAAACGACACUAACUAUCUUGGGUUAGUUAUACUUAUCUUUGACCGAGCCAUGGUCAUUGGAUGAGACGGACAUGCUCAGUAGCGCCCGGGCGGGACAGGCGCAGAGUAGAAUUACACUGUUCAUGUUGUGUUGAUGUAUUUUAAACAUCGAUAUACAAAUCGCGAGGCGACUUUUUCUUUUACGGUUAUAUCUGAAUCUUUGCAGUGUCUUGUAGAAGAGAACCGCAGUGAACUAGCGGGUCUACUACACCGAUAAUUUUGGAUCUUUAUCCCAGUUGCUCCGAAAGCUUCCAUACAUCCAACACUAAACCAUUCUAAAGGAAUCUGUCUAUCCGACCUGAAGUGAACAUCAGACGGUCGUCAAUAGGUGACAGCAUCGAACUUUUUGGACUCAAUAUCAUGGCAGAACAUCUAUCCCAGAGCGAACUGGACUACCCCUUUAAACUGCUGGAGUAUUUCAAUGGAUUCAGAGUCUCAAAGGUUAUCUUCUCAGCCUGUGAGUUGGGGGUGUUUGACCUCCUGCUGUUGUCCCAGAAGCCUCUGUCUGCGGAGCUCGUGGCCCAGGAGCUGGGCGCCAGCAUGGACGGGAUUGAACGCCUUCUGGACGUACUGGUGGGAGUUGACAUCCUGGAGGUGGAGCAGAUAGAUGGGACAGCCUGUUACAGCAGUACUGAUGUGGCCAACCUCUACCUGGCCAAGGGCAGCGCCAAGUCUCUUCAUGACAUGAUCAUCUACCAAUCACAGACCAUCUACCCUCUGUGGAACAACAUGGUGCACGCUGUCAGAGAGGGGAAGAACCAAAAUGAAAAAACAUUUGGCAUCUCACCUGAAGACAUCUUCCAAACCAUCUACAGGUCAGAGGAGGAGAUGCUGAAGUUUAUGGGUCUGAUGAACUCAACAUGGAUCCUGGAUGGACACGACAUCGUCACAGCCUUCAACCUCUCCUGCUUUAAGGCCAUGGUGGACCUUGGAG